Molecule: messenger RNA, 4637 nt
Organism: Chrysoperla carnea
Lineage: Eukaryota; Metazoa; Arthropoda; Insecta; Neuroptera; Chrysopidae
Gene: Edem2
Product: ER degradation-enhancing alpha-mannosidase-like protein 3
Exons: 6
Coding region: 198-3332 (1044 amino acids)
Biological process (GO): endoplasmic reticulum mannose trimming; carbohydrate metabolic process; mannose trimming involved in glycoprotein ERAD pathway
Cellular component (GO): endoplasmic reticulum; membrane
Molecular function (GO): calcium ion binding; mannosyl-oligosaccharide 1,2-alpha-mannosidase activity
Source: RefSeq, a predicted model, not a curated record
CAUAUAUGAGUUAUAAACGGUUUUAAAAAUAUCUUUAUAGAUGUGGAAUUAAUAAAGAAAGCUUUUGUAAUAGAUUAAGAACACGAAUGCUUUUGUCCUUGUAUUUUUUUAUGUUUUAUCUCGAUAGAUGAUAAGAAACAAAAUUGACAGACGUUUGUCUAUCAUCACAUCAAAUAAUUUAUGAAUUAAAUUUAAAAAUGGAGUGGUUAUUACCCUCCAAGCAUUUUAUUUUAAUUGGAAUUUUAAUAAUACUAUUACUUAACUAUGAAACUUCUGCAACGGAAACGUCGCCUAUGUCCAAAAAAGAACGAGAAGCUUUAAGGGAGGAAUCCCGUGACAUGUUCUACCAUGCAUAUCGAGCGUAUAUGGAAAAUGCAUAUCCUGCCGAUGAACUGAUGCCGUUAAGUUGUCAGGGUCGAUAUCGAGGUCUACAACCGUCUAGAGGAGAUAUGGAUGAUAUUUUAGGAAAUUUUUCUUUAACUCUCAUCGAUACAUUGGACACGUUAGUGAUACUUGGAGAUUUAGAAGAAUUUGAACAUGGUGUGAAAUUAAUAAUACGAGAUGUAUCCUUUGAUACGGAUGUUGUUGUUUCAGUAUUUGAAACAAAUAUUCGAGUUUUAGGGGGAUUAUUAUCCGGGCAUAUUCUUGCCGAAUAUUUAAAAGAAACUGCUGGAAUUUUGAAAUGGUAUCAAAAUGAGCUGUUGGAUAUGGCAAAAGAUCUAGGAUAUCGACUUUUACCAGCUUUUAAUACAACUACAGGAAUUCCUUAUGCGAAAGUAAAUUUAAAACAUGGUUUAAAAAUGAACCGUUUAGUAUCUCAUCGUGAAACUUGUACUGCUUGUGCUGGAACAAUGAUCCUAGAAAUGGCUGCAUUAUCUCGAUUAACUGGUGAACCAAUAUUCGAAGAAAAGUCUCAUCGUGCUAUGGAUGAAUUAUGGAAAAUGCGUCAUCGUAGUUCCGAUUUAAUGGGAACAGUUUUGAAUGUACAUUCUGGUGAUUGGAUUCGACGUGAUUCUGGAGUUGGAGCUGGUAUUGAUUCUUAUUACGAGUAUUGUUUGAAAGCAUAUAUACUUCUUGGAGAUGAUCGAUAUUUAAGACGAUUUAAUAAACAUUAUGAUGCAGUUAUGAAGUAUAUCAGCCAAGGGCCAAUGUUAUUAGAUGUACACAUGCAUAGACCUCAUACAAAUUCGAGAAACUUUAUGGAUGCAUUACUUGCAUUUUGGCCAGGAUUACAAGUUUUAAAAGGUGAUAUUAAACCAGCUGUAGAAACACAUGAGAUGCUGUAUCAAGUUAUGCAAUUACACAAUUUCAUUCCUGAAGCAUUUACUACUGAUUUCCAAGUACAUUGGGGCCAACAUCCUCUACGUCCUGAAUUUUUAGAAUCUACUUAUUUCCUACAUCGUGCCACAAAUGAUCCAUAUUAUUUAGAAGUAGGUCGUAAAGUACUUAAGAGUUUACAAAAAUAUGCAAGAGUGCCUUGUGGAUACGCUGCCGUAAAUGAUGUCCGGACUGGUUUACAUGAGGAUCGUAUGGAUUCGUUUGUUUUAGCUGAAACUUUUAAAUAUCUUUUCUUACUAUUUAGUGACGAAAAUGAAUUAAUACUAGACUUAAAUGAUUUUAUUUUUACAACUGAAGCUCAUUUACUGCCUUUAAGUUUAGCAAAGCCUACAAAUUAUACAAUUUCUUCGUUGAAUUUUGAUACGACCGAAGAUGAUGAAUCGAAUUUUGCACGAGUUUGUCCAGCCACAAUACAUUUGUUACCAGAAACAUUACGAAAACCAUUACGAAAUAUGGUUGAUGAUAUUUGUCCAAAGAAAAAAUAUAAUCGAAGAUUAACUGCAGCCGAAUUUCAAGUUACGGAUCCUAAACAUUUAAGUAUUGUCAAAGACAUGGGUAUUAAUAUUUUAUCGUUGAGCGAUGGAAGAAUACAGUUAUUACACUCUUUUUCAAGCGCAAGAUCUAUUUCGGAUGCAGAAGAUGGUAUGAUAUUUAUGCAAGAAAUGUUACAAUUGUCUCGUGCACAAGCUGAUCAACCUGAAGCAUCACCUCAAGGUGUACAUUUUAAAUUUGGAGAUUUCAAAGUGGUACUAAGUGCAGGCCCAAGUCAUUUUGGUCCCGAAUUACGUGGACAACAACAAGUCGUUGGACAAGUUGUAUUAGCUCAACCAUUCCGUGCUUGUGACUCACUAAAUGAUUCAAUAGAAGUUAAAAAUAAAAUUGUUGUAAUGGAACGUGGUGAUUGUAUGUUUGUGAACAAAGCUCGACGUAUUCAAAAAGCUGGUGCCAUCGCUGGAAUUGUUGUGGAUAAUGUUCCCGGAUCAUCAGCAGCAACAUCACCAUUUUUUGCGAUGUCAGGAGAUGGUGUCAAUGAUGUGAAAAUUCCAGUUGUGUUUUUAUUUACAGAUGAUGCAGUUAAACUUCGAUUAGCUAUGACAGCUGAUCCCACAUUAGAAGUUACCAUCGGUGAACUAACUUCAGUUAGUAAUGAAGGCAGCAAGACUGAGGAUACAGUUUUACAAAAAAUUAAAGUUGCCGUCGAUGAAAUAAAUACGAUUCGUAAUAAAAUGAAAACUACAAUCGAUGUAUCUAUUGAUAAUUUUCGUGCUGUGUUUUUAUAUCGAAUGAAAACAAUUAAAAUUCAAUAUAAAUCAGAAAAAUCGAUUACAGAUAUAACAAAAUACGAUGACGACGAUUCAAUUCCAGUUAAUCCAAAAUGGUUAUUAAUACGUGAUUUUAUUUUAGAAACAUUAUUUCAAGAUAACGAGAAAAUUUUUUACAUCACACCAAGUAUGCUGAGUUUAUGUUAUAAAGAAUACAGUGGUGCUUCCGAUGUUUUAGAAAGUGAACUAAAAACACAAAUUAUUUGGCUUUUAACUCAAUUACAAAAACACUUAAAUAAAAAUCCAAAUAUGCCGUUGCGUAACACAAAAACUAGCAAAAAUGGUGAAUUAGGUGAUAUUAAAAAUGUUGAAGAAAAUAUAUUAAAACAAUUUACACAAUUAUCAGAGAAAGUGAAUUCAUUACUAGAAGAAAUGAUUGGUAAAAUUGAAACGAAAACCGAAGGUUAUAUUGAAGGAGGGAGUACAACCGAUAAAAGUGGUGUUAUGAAAUCAUUAAAUGAUGAUAUCGUUAUUGAUGUAUCACAUUUACCAAAAGAAAUUAUUGAAAAAAUUGAAAAUUUAAAACAUAAAAUGAGUAAUAUAGGCAAAGAAACAACAUUAACUUAUCAAAUUAAUAGAAAUAUUGUACCAAACAAAGAUACCGAUAAUAUAGAAAAUGAAAAAGAAGAUGAAAUUGUUUUAGCGAACAGAAAGAUUAACGAUGAAUUGUGAUUGUAAACUCUUAUUAGUUUAUUUUUAUUGAAAUCAUCCAUGAAAUCGAGUUCCAUACUCAAAAUAAUUGUACACUCCAUCCAAACAGGUAUAACAAAGUUUUAGGGACGUCUUAAGCUAAUUUAUUAGUUCACAAUUAUAUGGAUACGUUAUAAAUAUAUAAAAAUUUCUUGGUCCAUGAAAUGUACAUAUUGUCCCGGUUAAAUAAAAAUGUAUAUUAUAUAUAUUUUAAGUCCAAAAUGAUUGAUUAUCUUUUUUUUUUGUUGCAAAUUUUUUAAGUUAUUCAUACUAGAAAUAUGAGAAACAAAGAUACCUGUGAUAAAUGUUAGGCAAUCAAAUUGUCUAGACAAGUCACAAAUUAUUUAGUAUAUAUAUAAAUAUCACACAUAUCUGUUUAGAUUCACUGGGUGUUUAUUUUAGGGCGUUAAAAACUUUGUAUUCUAGAAACAAGAGUGUUUUGUAAUUAUGGCAAACCCAUUGAGUUUAUAUAAAAAUGUUUUUAAACAAAGCUGUUUAUUUUUCCAAAAAAGCACAUUUUCUUCUGUCUUUGCUUUUUUCUUGUAUUUCUUAGAAGAUGGAUUAAUUUAUAGAAACAUUUCAAAAAUUCCUAUUUUAAAAUUAAUUUCUCUUAAAAGAGAUAAAACUUUAACAAAAUCUCGACUAAGCACCAUAAUAUAAAAUAAUGUCGUUCCUAAUUCAUAGAAAAUAUUAGAGUUCGUUCGUUCAAACCACCAAGUGGUACCGAGCAAGAGAGAGUGUAUGAUGUAUAAGUAUGUGUGCUCGUAUCUACACUCUCUCUUUUUUAGUGCCCCUUUGUUUUGAACAAACUCUAACAUACUUCUAUUACCUUUUUUUUUUUAAUAGGAUUAAGUUUUAUAACGUUUUAAAAUGAACACCCAGUAUAUUCAAUUUAUAUAAAUAGAAAAACAAAACUGUAUGAAAAUUUUAAAACUAAAUUGUACUUUUAUUAGUUUCAAUAUAAAAAAAAAUUAAUAGCGUCUUCCUGUAUAUUAGUCUGAUUUAAAUAUUUGUGUCAAAAGCGUUGUGCAAAUUGUAAAUACCUUUUCUAGCAUUCGAAAAAAAUAUUUUUUCCUUUUAUUUACAUAAAUAUUUAUAGGGGUGGGCAGUUCAACUAUUAUUGAGAUUACUUACGUUAUAGCUCUUAUAAUUUUACAAUAACAACUAAAAAUUUUUACCGAAAUACACCAGGAUUAAUCUGCUUACACAUAAAAAUUGAUUCGCAAUUCUUCGAAGUUUGAAUUUCAUUUAAAUUAACUCAGCAAAGCUAUUUUAAGUAAAUUAAAA